This is a messenger RNA of Lates calcarifer (barramundi perch), 1473 nucleotides long. Its product is annotated as protocadherin gamma-A7-like. Gene Ontology annotation, biological process: homophilic cell-cell adhesion. Lineage: Eukaryota; Metazoa; Chordata; Actinopteri; Centropomidae. Gene Ontology annotation, cellular component: plasma membrane. Gene Ontology annotation, molecular function: calcium ion binding. The transcript has a single exon. The record is from RefSeq and is a predicted model, not a curated record. The annotation marks the transcript as partial.
UUAUUCUGCUCAGAUCACAGAGAAUAAUUCACCUGGAAUUUCAAUAUUUGCUGUCAGCGCGAGGGACUCUGAUUGGAACCAAAACGCCAGAAUCUCGUAUCUUUUAGAGGACACACAGGUCAGUGGUAGUCCAGUUUCUACUUAUGUGUCUUUAAACUCUGAAACUGGAGUUCUUAGCGCGGUUCGCUCCUUUGAUUAUGAGCAAAUUAAACAACUUCAGCUAGUAGUCAAAGCUCAGGAUGGAGGCUCUCCUCCACUCAGUAGUAAUGUGACUGUGAAAAUACUGAUCCAGGACCAGAACGACAAUCCUCCUCAGGUUCUAUAUCCAGUCCAGACUGGUGGCUCUCUGGUGGCUGAAAUGGUGCCUCGUUCAGCAGACGUGGGCUAUCUGGUGACUAAAGUGGUGGCUGUUGAUGUGGACUCUGGACAGAAUGCCUGGCUCUCCUAUAAACUGCAGAAAGCCACAGACAGGGCGCUGUUUGAAGUGGGCUUACAGAAUGGAGAAAUAAGAACUAUCCGCCAAGUGACUGAUAAAGAUGCAGUGAAACAAAGACUGACUGUUAUAGUGGAGGACAACGGGCAGCCCUCUCGUUCAGCUACAGUCAUUGUUAACGUGGCGGUGGCGGACAGCUUCCCUGAAGUGCUGUCGGAGUUCACUGACUUUACCCAGGACAAGGAGUACAAUGACAACCUGACUUUUUACUUAGUGUUGGCUCUGGCUGUAGUUUCCUUCCUCUUCAUCACGUGUUUAGUGGUUAUUAUAUCAGUGAAAAUCUACAGAUGGAGACAGUCUCGCAUCCUGUGUCACUCCAAUCUCCCUGUGAUUCCAUAUUAUCCACCACGUUACUCAGACACUUUGGGGACAGGGACUCUCCAACACGUGUACAAUUACGAGGUGUGCAGGACGACUGACUCCAGAAAGAGUGACUGUAAGUUCGGCAGAGCUGGUAGUCAGAACGUGUUGAUAAUGGACCCCAGUUCUACAGGGACGAUGCAGCGAAUGCAGAGUGAAACGAGCAUCCUGGAUGAACCAGACUCUCCUUUAGAGGUGAGUUAGGAUAACCUUACCUUUCCUCUGAUCCUGUAUGUUUUUCUCUCUUCAUCUUAAAUGGUUGCACUGAUUAUGCAUACUUGAACACCUUGCUUUAAUUUUCAGCACCAGGGAUAGCGCCUCAGGUUGUUUGAAUCAUUUUGCAAGGAUUCUGCCUCUGUAACACCCUGUGCAAACGUAGCAAUGGCUUUUAAAACCACGUUCUACGAAUUACGUUAAAAUGCAUCUCUCUUGCAUUUCCAAAUUAUAUUGUUUUUGACUCUAAGAAAACUAGAGACAUCAGGUAAAUACUUCUGUCAUAGGAUUAGAAAAAAAACAGAACCUCUCACGUCUGGUGUUGAUGACUUGUUCAAAUUCAAACCUUUCCUCACCUUUGCGCUGCUUAUCAAUAUUCAAUAGAAGUUUUAUUUUGUACGCUUUUG